Molecule: messenger RNA, 981 nt
Organism: Sphaerulina musiva SO2202
Lineage: Eukaryota; Fungi; Ascomycota; Dothideomycetes; Mycosphaerellales; Mycosphaerellaceae
Product: sure-like protein
Exons: 2
Coding region: 1-981 (326 amino acids)
Cellular component (GO): P-body
Molecular function (GO): hydrolase activity
Source: RefSeq, a predicted model, not a curated record
AUGCAUAUCCUCGUGACCAACGACGACGGUCCUCCCUCAACGACAUCAUCCCCCUAUAUUCUCCCUUUCGUCAAAGCCCUCGAGGCAGCCGGCCACACCGUCUCAGUCAUCGUUCCCGAUUCCCAACGCAGCUGGAUAGGCAAAGCCCACAUCGUAGGACAGGACGUGCGAGCGACCUACUACUGGCCCCCCUCUCAAGUGCCACACGAACACGUGAAUGCGUCAACUUCGGAUGCCCGCAGCUCAUCAUCCUCUCACGACGAUGGCAGUCAUCCUUGGGUUCUCAUCAACGGCACCCCGGCAGGCUGUGCCCAGAUCGGACUCUCGCAUUUUUUCACGUCGGACCGCGGACCCAUCGACUUGGUGAUUUCGGGGCCCAACUACGGAAGAAAUACCUCGGCGGUGUUUGCGCUUUCGUCGGGGACGUUGGGCGCCGCAUUGGAAGCUUCUCAUUGCGGAUAUAAAGCCAUCGCGCUCUCCUUUGCAUUUACAGAUCGCCUCAAUGAUCCCGUGAUUGUCGCCGAGUCGUGCAGACAUAGUGUUCGUGUUGCCGAGUAUCUCUACCAGAAAGCGAGCUGGGGUCCGGCGCAAUUGUAUUCGGUGAAUGUGCCUGUGAAGAAGGGAUGUUCGGAGGCUCCCGUGCGAUGGACGAAGGUGUUGCAGAAUGAGUGGAAUCAAGGUGCGUGUUUUCAGGAACUGACUUCUGAUGAAGGUGUGGACGAUCCGGCUUCGGAGGAAGCGAAGUUGAGAAGUCAAGAAGCGGCGGGAGUAAGUGAAGAAAAUGUCAGCAAGGCGCCGGAGAGCAAAUGGAAGCACAGGCAUUUCAAGUGGGCUCCGAGAUUCGCGGAUGUCUAUGAGAGUGUGUUGAAGAGCGGGCCUGGCUCCGAUGGCUGGGCCGUGAAGGAGGGAGAGACCAGUAUCACUGCACUGCGAGCCAAUUUCAUGCAUGUCGAGGGCUUCGAGGGAGAGGUGAAGCUAUAG